AUGGCCGAUUCUCUGACCGAAGAGCAAGUCUCCGAGUACAAGGAGGCAUUCUCCCUGUUUGACAAGGAUGGCGAUGGCCAGAUCACCACCAAGGAGCUGGGCACUGUCAUGCGCUCUCUGGGCCAGAACCCCUCCGAGUCUGAGCUGCAGGACAUGAUCAACGAGGUUGACGCCGACAACAACGGCACCAUUGACUUCCCCGAGUUCCUUACCAUGAUGGCUCGUAAGAUGAAGGACACCGACUCCGAGGAGGAAAUCCGCGAGGCCUUCAAGGUUUUCGACCGCGACAACAACGGCUUCAUCUCGGCUGCUGAGCUGCGCCACGUUAUGACUUCGAUCGGCGAGAAGCUGACCGAUGACGAGGUGGAUGAGAUGAUCCGCGAGGCUGACCAGGAUGGCGAUGGCCGGAUCGAUUACAACGAAUUCGUCCAGCUCAUGAUGCAAAAAUAA
Penicillium maclennaniae is the source of this 450-nucleotide messenger RNA. RefSeq names its product calmodulin. The coding region runs from base 1 to 450 and encodes 149 amino acids. The transcript has 6 exons. Gene Ontology annotation, molecular function: calcium ion binding; enzyme regulator activity. Gene Ontology annotation, biological process: spindle pole body organization. The record is from RefSeq and is a predicted model, not a curated record. NCBI's taxonomy places the organism in Eukaryota, Fungi, Ascomycota, Eurotiomycetes, Eurotiales, Aspergillaceae. Gene Ontology annotation, cellular component: central plaque of spindle pole body.